Messenger RNA from Tetrahymena thermophila SB210, 915 nucleotides. Its product is annotated as EamA-like transporter family protein. The transcript has 8 exons. NCBI's taxonomy places the organism in Eukaryota, Ciliophora, Oligohymenophorea, Hymenostomatida, Tetrahymenidae. The record is from RefSeq and is a predicted model, not a curated record.
AUGAACUCGCUAUUGGGAUGGGUCGCUACUGCUGUUUCUACAGGAGCAGGAUCCUACGGAGAUUUAGUUAAAAAGAGAAUGAGUUUAGGUAUUACUGUUUGGGAUAGUGUUGCUAUCACUAACUUUUUUGGGUUCUUUUACUUAUUAUUCACAUGCAUACUAACUAAUUCAUUUCCGCUUUAAUACAAUUAUAAUAUGGUCGUUCAAAUACUUAUAACAUCGAUUUUCAAAAUAGUGUCCCAAGCAUGCUUUUAUAUGUCAGUCAAUCUUGCUCCGCUAUCAACAAGCAUUCCUUAUCUCUCUUGGAAUUCUUUAUUUUUGCUAGUAACAGGAUAUUUUUAUUUAGACGAAGUACCCAGUUAUUUGGGGGUGGUAGGAUGCAUUUUAAUUUUAAUAGGCGCAUACAUUAAGCAAAUUGAUAGCAAGACUAAAGAAUUAAAUAAAGAAAACUAUUAUAGAUUCAAUUUAUUAGGAAAAAACUUUAAAUUAAGUGGAGGAUUCUUCAUGAUUAUAGUUAGCUUGAUUUGGACUUAUACAACGACAAAGGAAAAACAUAUCAUGCUUCAUUUGAAUCUAACACCUUCGUUUUUACUGCUCGUUUAAAGAAUCUUUAUAAGUUUCCCUUUGAUGUUCAUGAGAUAUCUUCUAUCUAAAAAAUAAUUUACAGAGGCAUUUGUAUAGAACUUCAAGAGUUUUAGUUAUUUAUCAUUUAUUGAAAAUAUUUCUACAGGGCUUCACUUCAAAGCAAUGGAGCUUCUUUAUGUUAGUUAUGUGACUGCUGCAAAGAGAGCAGGAACUAUUAUUAUGAGCACAUUUUUAGGUUAUUAAUAUCUGCAAGAAAAACUAACUAAUAAAUGUCUGAUUUCUAACUUAGCGAUGGCUAUUGGCAUAGUAUUUAUAGUUUUAGGAAAAUGA